Messenger RNA from Gavia stellata (red-throated loon), 2346 nucleotides. It is a transcript of the gene DZANK1, whose product is annotated as double zinc ribbon and ankyrin repeat domains 1. The transcript is spliced from 20 exons. Gene Ontology annotation, molecular function: protein binding. Lineage: Eukaryota; Metazoa; Chordata; Aves; Gaviiformes; Gaviidae. Gene Ontology annotation, biological process: eye photoreceptor cell development. The record is from RefSeq and is a predicted model, not a curated record. The coding region runs from base 1 to 2346 and encodes 781 amino acids.
AUGACAGCUGGCUCUGUCUCAGUUCCUCAGGUCAUACCCCUCCGCAUCCCCCUUCCAGGGAAGGCUAAACAUGAAAUAGACACAAAUACUCUCGUAGAAAUAAAAUCAGAUACACCUGAGGUCUCCAUUUAUUACACUUUAGAUGGAAGUAAACCAGAACUCAUUAGGAAACCUGGCUAUGGAGAGCGUAACACUUUUAAGUAUAAGGGUCCUAUCGUGUUACCAGUUGGGAAAAUAAUGGUCAAGGCACUGGCAGUUACAAAGGACUGCAGGGAGAGUACAGUUGUAACAAAGGUAUUUCUGGUAGAGUACAAGCAACCAAACAUCCUCUUCUCUGUUGAAGACAAUGACAAGAAUUUCCUAAAAGAAAUCGCCACACAGGAGAGGGAAGGUAGGAUGUUUACUACAGAACCAAAGAAGAAUGGAGUGAAUGUGGACAUCAAGCCUGCCUGGAGUGAAGCACCCCAAGAUUUUCGAGACUUGGAAACAGAAAGCAAGACUGCUCACAGGUCCCUGCAAGGACCACAGCUCCUUGCCAGUCAUUUGGAAACAACAGAGUACAGAGAGGAAUCCAUCUCAGCCCUACCAAUAGAGUCAUUACAGUUUGCUAGCUCUUCUGCAGUGACUAGUCGGAAAAGCUUAGCAAGCACACAGGUGGCAAGGAUCCAGAGGGAAACAGAUUUCCUCAAAUGUGCACGCUGUUCUGCACCUCGCCUGUCUGACCCCUUGGCUCACUUCUGUCAGGAAUGCGGAUCUCCUAUCCCACCCGUGCCAGUACGCCGCUUCCCACCCCCUGAAGGAGCACAGAUGGCACCAUGUCUUGAAUGCAGACAUCUUGUGCCAAUGAAUACACCCUCUUGCAUUGUAUGUGAGUCGCCAAUAGCUCCGCAGCUCCAGCCCCAAACCAACAAUUGCAUAAAGGGUAAAGUAAUUUGUCAGGCGUGUGGCACAGGAAAUCCUCUUCACCAUAAACACUGUGUGACUUGUGAAAGCAAACUGCCUGAAAUACAGACGCCCAUGUUUGGAGGAGACACCCCCCCACUUUAUCCCAGCCAGCAAAGGAAGACAGUUUCGUGCUCAAAAUGCAAUCGUGUUAACCAAUGUGAUGCCCGUUUCUGUGACUGGUGUGGAGCCAAGCCUGGACCUCCUCCAUCCUACUUUACUUGUUUCAAGUGUGGUACAAGCAACCGUCCAUACGCUCGCUUCUGUGGGUCCUGCGGUGUUUACAUAGAGCCCCCAUCGAGGGUGGGUUCUCAGCACGGCAGUCUCAUGGAUGUUGAGGACUCACUGGGGUUUUCUGAGACCAAACGAUUUCAAGCUCAAGUUGCCUGGCAGCCUCUUCCUAUUUCCUUGCCCAAAUCAAGGGCAGAACUAAAAGAAAGAGAAGAUAAAGGAACCCAAACCAUUGGACUUUUUUACCCAUCUAGCAAACUGUUGGAAAAGAAGGAGCUUGAGCUGAUUUCACAAAAAGAAAAGCUGGAAAAGAUGAGUGAUCAUAAGCCUCUCCUGACAGCCAUUAGCCCUGGAAAAGGUUACUGGAGAAAACAGCUGGAUCAUGUCUGCGCUCAUCUUAGAAGCUAUGCUCAGAACAACCUUGAAUUCAGAGCACUGAUUGGAGAACCUCGAAUGGGAAAGAUUAAUUCCGCUACCAUCUGUGAGGAGGACUAUGAAGUCACUAUUACACUGAAUUACGCUCUUGCUAUUAACAAGGAUAUUCAUAUUAAUAAAUCAGUGAAGUUCAGCAGUCAUUACCCGAACACUCUAACAGAAGUCGGAGGUGGGCAGGAUGGCAGUCAGACUAGUUUUGACAAAGAAGAUCAUGAUCUUUUCCAUUCAAGAGGCAAAUUAAAGAGAACAAAGUCAAGAACACUUACAGAAAAAGAAGAUAAGCUCCCCCCAGAGUCCAGAAAACUACUGGACGAACUGGGUCCGAAUGGGAAAGGAAGAAUCACCUUGGUAGAACAAUUGCUCAGUGAAGGAGCUGACCCAAACUGCAUCACGGACGAGGACCGACCUGCUCUCACAGUUGCUGUCCUUAACAAGCACACGGAAGCAAUCUCCCUCCUCGUGCAGAAAGGUGCUGACAUUGACCAGCAGUCAGGACUGCACAACAACACUGCUCUGCAUGAGGCAGUUCUGCUUGGAGCGGAGGGAGAGGAGUGCGUCCGAGUCCUGUUACGCUGCAAUGCAAGCACAAAAAAGAAGAACGCGAAAGGACAAUCAGCAUAUGAUUUGGCUGUUACAGCUGGAAAUAAUAAAGUUAUUUCAUUGUUCGCAAGUAAGCUUGGACAGGGAACAUUGGACAAACUUACGAAACCCAGGAACAUUGGUCUCAUCAGUGUGUGA